This is a messenger RNA of Strigops habroptila (Kakapo), 3879 nucleotides long. RefSeq names its product coagulation factor XIII B chain-like. Lineage: Eukaryota; Metazoa; Chordata; Aves; Psittaciformes; Psittacidae. The record is from RefSeq and is a predicted model, not a curated record. The transcript has 20 exons. The coding region runs from base 95 to 3424 and encodes 1109 amino acids.
ACACUAAGGCAUUUUUGAAUGUCCACCUUUGAAAAUCCAGUUAAUUAUUUACAAAAGUAAAACUUUGAGAGUUUUCACAGGUGGUGGAAACUUGAUGGAGACAGUAAUGAAGAUGAGAUUUAAAAGCUGUUUUUUCUUCCUAGUUAUGAUGUGUUCAGGCAAACUCUUUGCAGAAGAUAAACAUUGUGAUUUGCCACAUAUAGAAAAUGGAAGGAUUGCCCAGUACUACUAUAAUUUCAAAAGUUACUAUUUCCCUAUGCGUAAGGAAAAGAAACUUUCCUAUUCCUGUAUGGUUGGUUAUACAACUGAAACUGGGACUCAAGAUGGAAGAAUAACUUGUACUGCAAACGGCUGGUCUCCAGUGCCACGAUGCUACAGAAAAUGUAACAAGCCUCUUCUGGAAAAUGGCAUUUUUUACGGUACAGAAAUGUACUUCAAAAUACAUGAGAAACUGCAAUACAAAUGUAAUCCAGGCUACCACACUCCAAGCGGUGGAACUGAAGACACAGUACAAUGUCAGCCAGAAGGAUGGAGCUCCCAGCCAAGCUGUACUAAAAAGUUUGAGUCAUGUCAAGUACCAAAUUUACAUCAUGGCAACUACUUCACAGCCCAACAAGUGCUUCGGCUGAAUGAAACACUGCUAUACAAAUGUGACGAGGGAUAUCGUACUGCAGGAGGAAACACUACAGAAGAAGCAGUGUGUCUAACGCGUGGGUGGUCCCUUACUCCAAACUGCAGUAGAAUAACUUGCUCCUCUUUGAGUGCAGUAGCACAUGGAGGUUUCUAUCCUGUGAAGAAAAUCUAUGAAGAGGGAGAUGUAGUUCACUUUUUCUGUGAGGAAAAUUAUUCUGCCACUGAAUUUGAUCUAAUUCAAUGUUACUAUUUUGGAUGGCAUCCAGACCCUCCAGUGUGUGAAGAUGUAAGAAAUAAGUGUCCUCCACCACCACUUCCUCCUUAUGCCCAUAUCAUCACAGAUAGAAGAACAUAUCAUAAUGGAGACAAAGUUCGCAUACAGUGUCAAAGUACCUUUGAAGUAAGAGGAUCUGAGGAAAUCCAGUGUGAAAAAGGAAAAUGGACAUCACCCCCUAUUUGUAUUGGAACAGUUACAGGAACUAUGGAUAAAUGGGAAUCUGAGGCACCACCAUUACUUGAGGCAGAUGCAGCAAGAAGGGCAAGCAAAACAUAUCACAAUGAAGAUUUGAAAACACAGCAAGACUGUGCCUCUCCACCUGUGGUUAAAAAUGGUGUUGUUCUUGGUCCAUUAUUGACAAGUUACAAAAAUGGUUCCUCAGUAGAAUAUGGUUGUCAGCAUUACCAUUUUUUGGAUGGACCUCGUACUGUUUACUGCCAACAAGGAAACUGGACAGAACCACCAACUUGUUUCGAACCGUGUACUCUUAAUGUAACUGAUAUGAACAGCAACAACAUAGAGCUGAAAUGGAGACAAGAAGAAUUAAUUUUCCUUCAUGGUGAUCUCAUAGAGUUUGAAUGUAAACAGGGGUACAGUUUUCUCCAGACUACCAUUCUGUCUCCUGGGAGGACACAGUGUAACCAGGGCAGACUGCAAUAUCCAAAAUGUAUUAUGCAAGCUCCUACAGAAAAAUGUGACUCUCCACCUUCUAUUGCGAAUGGAGCUCUUACUCUCCCACCCCUGACCCAAUAUGACAAUGGUUCUUCUGUUCAGUAUAGUUGCUCUGAGUAUCAUUUUUUGCAAGGAUCUGAGAAAAUCUACUGUUCUGAAGGAGAGUGGACUUCACCACCAGUGUGUAUAGAGCCAUGUACAUUGUCAAAAAGUGAAAUGGAGAAAAAUAAUGUGCUGCUGCAAGGGUUCUAUGAGAAUCAAAUUUAUUUUUACCAUGGGGAUUAUGUUGGUUUUUACUGUAAACAGAACCAUUUUGGAGCAGAAUCUGGUACAACAUUAUUUCAAGUGCAGUGUAAGAGAGGACAGCUGUUGUAUCCAAGGUGUGUCGCAGGAGAAAAACAUUGCAAACACCCACCCAUCAUUGAUUUUGAAGAAAUUGCUAUUAGGGAUAAAUCAGAACAGGAAGAAAAUGGCAGCAUUCAGUCAAAUAACAAGAAUCUGUGCACAGCUUCUGCAAGAGCAGCCUGUGAAGACCCACCAAUUGUUGACUUUGGAGAAAUUGUUAGUGGGAAUAAAUCAGCAUAUAAGGAAAGUGACAGAGUGCAAUAUGCGUGCAACCCUGGAUACACUUUAUCAGGAUCAGAAUGGGUAACAUGCUAUAAAAAAAUCUGGGUACCUGGACCACCACAAUGUUUGGCACCGUGUAUCAUUACAAGACAGCAACUGGAAGCCCAAAACCUACUUCUCUCCAAUGGACAAAGACGAGCAUUUUUGAUUCAAAGUGGUCAGUGGGAGGAAUUUACAUGCAUGACAGGAUUUAAACUCACAGCUUCUCCUAUCAAGCAGUGUUUUGAUGGGCAUAUUGAGCUUCCUUCAUGUACUGCUGAUGUUACUUGUGGAGCUGCACCUGAAAUUCCCCAUGCGUACAUCACAAGCACCCAACAGGAGAGGUAUCUGCCCGGUGCCAGAGUGCACUUUGAAUGCAAAAGCAAUUUUCAGAUGAUGGGUGGAAAUUAUGUCAUGUGUACAAAUGGAGAAUGGUCACAAGCACCAACUUGCAGAGAUGUGACAUGUAAACCUCCCCCUGAAAUCGCUGGUGGUAAAGUUCAAGGUGUUAAAAAGUCGAGGUACUUGCCUGGGGAGAGUGCUCGCUAUCAGUGCUGGCGAGGUUUUGAGAUGACUGGGGCUUCCACCGUGGUGUGUCAGAACGGGACCUGGACAGAGCUGCCAACGUGCAGAGGGAAAGAUGGGAAAUGUGGCUCGCCUCCGGUUAUUGAAAAUGGAGACCUUCUGUCCUUCCCAAUGCAAGAAUACCCGGAGGGUGCAACUCUGGAAUACAAAUGCCCAAACCUCUAUGUCCUGGAAGGAUCUCAGUAUAUCACCUGCACUGAUGGGCAGUGGACAAGCCCCCCGGUUUGCCUAGUGGCCUGUACAGCAUCUGAAGAAGACAUGGGCAGAAACAAUAUUGAGCUGAAAUGGAUCACAGGAAGAAAGCUGUAUUCCAGAUCGGGUGACUUUAUUGAAUUUCGGUGUAAAAGAGGCUAUUUGGAGGACCCAGCCUCUUCCUCGUUCAGAGUAGAGUGUGUGGAGGGGACAUUAGAAUAUCCACAGUGCAAGCCAGCAAAGGACUGUACCCUGAGUGAGAGGUUGAUGGAAAUGAACCACAUUCAACUACAGUCAUCAAGCUGGUUGAGCCCCUCCACCUUCCACACUGGGGAUUAUAUUUUCUUUGAAUGCAAACGGUUACACCGGCAAGUUUCACGCCCUGAGAAAUUUAGAGCCGUGUGCCAGGAUGGAGUGAUUACGUAUCCUACAUGUGAAUACGCAGGGAUUUUCGGAUAAAUGGAAAUGGCAUGAAGGAGCCCAGCUCUGCCAGUGAAGGAUCUCUCACCGACCUCAUGAUUUGAGCUCAAUUUUUCCUGGCAAUUUCUGUUCCAUUGUGAUUUCUUUGCAGCUUAGGCAAUGUUCUGUCUUGGAAUUUGUUGUUGUUUUUAUUAUCGGAUGAUUGUGUUUACAUUUUAUCCACAUUUUAUCCUUUUUACGUAAAUGUGUUUACAUUUUGUCCAUCCAAAUGGUUGCGUUUGCGUUUUAUCGAGUCCGUACUGAUCUCACUGUUAGUUUUAUCAAUCAUCUUGUCCUGAAAUAGGCUGGGUUCGGUGGCAUACCAAGGCAAAAAUUAAAGCCUGCAGGUACUCUGAUCAUUAGCAAGUAAAAUGUGUUUGGCCUUAUCCUACCUCCUAGCUUGAACUCUAUGCACUUGCCUGAAAACUAACCUACGGUCAUGGCAGAGGUGAGUG